AUGGUGACACUGCUCAUUCUGCUUCUGCCGCCAGAUGGCAUCAAUACCGGAAUUCAACAUAUCUUGCUCCUUACGGCACAACCCGACAAAAAGCGGGCGAUCCAAGAUCUCCUCCAUCCGCGCCUAUUGGGCGAUGCCGCUGUGAUGGCCAGCAAGGUCAAUACGCUGACAUACCACGCGCUGUCUUCUAUACUCGGGCGCGCACUACGGCACCCCUACACUGCCGGUGCGCCUGCCGGCGGGUUUUGGCGCCGAUUCCAGCAGAGUUUUGAGAGCUCCUGGCGAAAGGAUCGUCGUGAGAAGGGAGUCAUUACUGCGCGAGAGCAACACGUCAGACGCCAGGCGAGCAGAGAAUUCUGGAGAUACCGAAACAUAUUUGUCUACGAGGGGCAAGGGCGAAAUAGGCCUCUCCGUACUUUCAAAGCAUUCUCGACGGUUCAGCGCAGUUUCUGGCAAUACGAGCUCAUGGCUCGUGGUCAGAACCUCCAUACGCGCUGUCGGCUGACAUGCAGCUCAAUCCCCUUUAUCCUAAACGAGGCGCAUACCAUGAAUGCAGAAGUACUGGCAUAUUUCAGGGCUCUUAACGGUGCUUGCAUCCAUGCCGCCGCACAGAACGACAAGAGGACCCGGAACGAUGCUGAGAUGCAGCGAAAGCUUGCGAAACUGGGGUUCACCACAUCUGUUGACAGGCUGGGCGUCCGCAUGUGGGCAUCCAUCUUGACAAGAAUAGGCCCGAGCAUCGAGUACGCGGAUGCUUGGAGGAUCAGGGCCAAGGCUGACAUUGUGACAAGGCUCUGGAUGGACACGUAUAAUGGCAAGGUCGGACACUCGCGGUUCGAUGUGUCGCACGGAUUCACCGACAACUGGUUCUUAGCAGCGCCUAUCAUGAAUUUUCGUGCUCCCUCAGGUUACCGUGAUUGA
Molecule: messenger RNA, 921 nt
Organism: Emericellopsis cladophorae
Lineage: Eukaryota; Fungi; Ascomycota; Sordariomycetes; Hypocreales; Bionectriaceae
Exons: 1
Coding region: 1-921 (306 amino acids)
Source: RefSeq, a predicted model, not a curated record